Messenger RNA from Ornithodoros turicata, 2281 nucleotides. RefSeq names its product mediator of RNA polymerase II transcription subunit 29-like (gene ix). The transcript has 4 exons. Bases 1108 to 1617 code for a protein of 169 amino acids. NCBI's taxonomy places the organism in Eukaryota, Metazoa, Arthropoda, Arachnida, Ixodida, Argasidae. Gene Ontology annotation, cellular component: mediator complex. Gene Ontology annotation, molecular function: transcription factor binding; transcription coregulator activity. The record is from RefSeq and is a predicted model, not a curated record. Gene Ontology annotation, biological process: regulation of transcription by RNA polymerase II.
GUUAAACAGGACUCCAGAAGCUAAUCAACCGUGUUCUGUAAUGAACACACAUCAUACACACCGUCAAGGAACAUGCGUAUUAGUUUCGGCAUAUGUUUCAUGUAGGGAUGAGCCAACAGAAUCCUCGAAUCCCAGAUAGGGAUUCGAGAUUCGGGAAUACGAACCCCAGUUCCCAAUCGAAUCUUUCGAAUCCAUCAACCAUGUUUGUUUCUUUUUUAAAUUGGCACGUCCGGAGUCCGCCGAAAGCCUGAUUGGCUUCUGCGGACAUCUUCAAGUACUGAAGGGACAACCAUAAAUAUCCCGAUUUGAGGAAACUCUCGAGAAACUCCUGAUCACACCCCCACCGACAGCAGCGCCAGAAAGAGUCAUCAGCACAUUGCGUGUCAUAACUGCUCGAAAACGCAGCAGGCCGGACCCUGAGCGGGUGAGAAUGUCAGUGUUUUUGUUUGUUUACAUUGCUCUUACAUUUACACAUUUACAAUUUUUGUAACAUGGUUUUGCUUUUGACUGUUUUUAAGUCUUACGGAAAGAAUUCAGACACGAAAGGUCAUGUAUCUCCUGUAGUCGAUGAACAACAUAUUUUCUCCUGAAAGGGAACUACUAUUUAAUUUGUGUUUCACUAUACAAAUAUAUCAAAUUCUGCUUCAAAACACUAAACCAUUCGAGAUUCGUAAGAUUCAUACGGAUUCGUCCCAUCUCUAGCUUCACUAUAUGUAUUCUAGUUUCCUGGUCAGUUUGCCAACUUCUCGAAAAGUUGUCUCGUUCUCGGAAUUUCCCAUUCUUCAUCCAACUUCAGACUCUAAUUUUUCGUAUUUUCCAGAGAAACAAAAUUUACUACAACCUCUUCAAUCCGCGAAACAUUCCGUUCCAAGUUGAAACUGUCAUUCGGCAUUUGCAGGUGCAACGUCCAAGUUUGAAAAAACCGCGCCACGCAAGUAUCACGUGACCACCCAACUGAAAACUACAUUGUUUAGCGAACACUAGAAAUGUAAACACAAGUAUAUUUCGAAGAUACAAUAAAUUAUAAAAGGGUUCCAGGAUUUCCACAAUGUACAGUUGGUGCAGCCAGCCAGUGGCGCCGCAGAAACCGGCUUUAUAAUUUUAAAGAUGGCCGCGGCUCCCAUGGCGUCCGCUCCAGGUACGUCUCAUCAUCCUGGUCAAGUGAGCGGCCAUCCUCCUGCAGCCACAGAAUUCAAGUUUGACAAUGUGGUCAAAGUAAAAGCCUUGGUGUGGUCGCUGAAAGAAGCACUAGCGACGUUAGUGCAAGUUGCAGCCGACAAUAUUAACCACACAUCGGCCGUCGACAACGGCAUGCGGCCAAGCUCCAAAGAAGAAUUAAGCUUAAAGAGGCUUGACAAGACUCUGGAAGAUUUCUUCUCUGUCUGCAACCAGAUCGAACUAAAUCUGCGUACAAUACAAGAGUGUGCCCUGCAGCUUCGGGACAGUCAGCAGUACCUUCCGGUGCCUGUUGUUGCUUCCAAGCCAGAGCCGAGUAACCCGCAAGAUGGAACUCUGUCCUAUAGCCAGUACAUUACUACCAUUCGUGCCCAGGUCAACUUUGCCAAAGCUGUGCUCGACGUGCUUAAUGAAGGAGCACGACAACUUUCACACGAGUGAACUGGGGACUAACAGUGAAAAUCUGCUCAACACUGGCAUGAGAUUGGAUUGUUACAUUGCUGGAUGCAUUAUAUGCAAGCCUGAGAUACAACUUGGUGAAAUGCUGUUGCAACUGCCUUUCUAUGGAUCUCCAAACUAGCUUUUGACUGUCAUGUUCUCGUACAGUCAAACUCCUUUACAACGAAACUCAGGGGACAGCGAAAAAAAUUCGCAGUAAAGGUAUUUUCGUUAAAAAGGAUGUCCAUUAUUGGACCUAUAGGGCUCCAAUGGGACUAAAAAAAUUUGCCGUAGUGGUAUUUUCGCGGUGGUAGUGGUGUUCGCUAUAAAGGAAUUUGACUGUAAUGCAUAAGUAAAAAAAACAAAAAAAAACAAGUGUACUGACCAUUUGCACAUAUAUUAUUGAACAAGCAUAGGAUAGUGUCUGGCAUAGUGUACAUUGGUAACUACCUCUUAUUCAAGAGAAUUUGUGAUUAUCAAAGCUAAGACAACAUUCGUGCUGAAAACUUUUCUGAAUAUAAUUGUAAGGAAAUUAAGUGCAAAAUGAUCUGAAAAGGUAAGAAAAAAUGAACUAAUGGUACUCUGGGUAAAUGUUUCAUCUGCAUUAUUUGCCACUUUUGAAUUCAUAUGCACCUUUUGCACAUUAAACACAUUCAUUUUCCCUCUA